UCGCCCCUCCAGCAUUCCGCACUCGACGUUCGGGCGGCCCGCACGCCCGUCCCUUCGACUACCGCGACCGACGCGCCGCGCGACCGCGGCUAACCGCCAUGUUUGACGUUUUCGGCUCCGUAAAGGGGCUUCUGAAGCUCGACUCGGUCUGUAUCGACAACAAUGUGUUCCGGCUUCACUACAAGGCCACCGUGAUCAUCCUCAUCGCGUUCUCGCUGCUCGUCACCUCGCGGCAGUACAUCGGCGACCCAAUCGACUGCAUCGUCGACGAGAUCCCGUACGCCGUCAUGGACACGUACUGCUGGAUCUACUCCACCUUCACCAUCCCCAACCGGCUCGUGGGGCGCGUGGGCAAGGACGUGGCGCAGCCCGGUAUCGCCACGCACGUGGACGGCGAGGACGAAGUCAAGUACCACAAGUACUAUCAGUGGGUGUGUUUCGUGCUCUUCUUCCAGGCGAUAAUGUUCUAUGUGCCGCGUUACCUGUGGAAAACUUGGGAGGGGGGCCGCAUCAAGAUGCUCGUGCUCGAUCUGAACUGUCCGGUCGUGGGCGAGGACUGCAAAACGGACCGCAAAAAACUUCUAGUGGACUACUUUCAUACGAACUUGCACACGCAGAACUUUUACGCGUUCAGAUUCUUCAUAUGUGAGGUGCUGAACUUCAUCAACGUCGUCGGGCAGAUCUACUUCGUGGACUUCUUUCUGGACGGCGAGUUCUCGACGUACGGCCGCGACGUGGUGCGCUUCACCGAGAUGGAGCCCGAGGAGCGCGAGGACCCCAUGGCGAGGGUGUUUCCCAAGAUAACCAAAUGCACCUUCCACAAGUACGGUCCCUCGGGAACCGUGCAGAAGUUCGACGGCCUGUGCGUGCUGCCGCUGAACAUCGUCAACGAGAAGAUCUACGUGUUCCUGUGGUUCUGGUUCAUCAUCCUGUCGAUCCUGAGCGGGAUCUCGCUGGUGUACCGCGCGGCGGUUGUGGCGGGCCCGCGCGUGCGCCUGUACCUGCUGCGCGCGCGCAGCCGCCUCGCGCCGCAGAACGAGGUGGAGGCGGUGGCGCGCCACCUGCAGAUCGGCGACUGGUUCGUGCUGUACCAGCUCGGGAAGAACAUAGACCCGCUGAUCUACAAGGAGCUGAUGAGCGAUCUGGCGAAAAACUUCGAGGAUCGGAAAGGGGCAGUGUAGGGGCGGUGAGCAGCAGGUGACAGUCGCGAGUGCGCCGGGGCUGCCCGCUGCGCGCCGCUACCUGCCGGCGGUGGCCGCGUCGACAUUCCAUCGCCCGCCCGGGCCGCUGCCGGAGCGGGGAACGACCUCCGUCGGGCCAGUCAUUGUAUUCCAGAACCGCUUUAAUCUUCGACGCUCCUGAAACCGUAUCGGUCGAUAGCGAGCCCCUCGACUGAUGCGUGCCACGUCGCACGCGCAUUUAGAAUACGUUUUAGGGCAUGUUUACAAUACAUAGUCGUAGAAUAGAUCUCGUGCCUUUGUUUUGUAUCGUUCGUGAGUGAUGCGCCCGCGCCGCGCCGCGCGGGGGGACUUCCAUUGUGAUAUGUAAUUAUUAUUAUUGUAUCUAAAUUAAGUGAUUGUUGUACGUACGAGUGACCGAGUGGACGAGCCUGGUAUAUUCCUAAGUUUUAGAUAGUUAUCUAAUGUAAUGUAUUCGUUAUCGAAAGCUGUACUCGAUGCGAUAUUGUAUAAAGCAAUAAUGAACUACUAAGGUUAGGACUUAGGCAAUUAAUUAAUCAAUUACUAGAAUUGUUUAUUGACAAUAUUGUAAUUUUCACUAAUUGAAUACUUGUCUAUACUUUUUUCUACUGACGAAAUCGAGUCGAUUUUAUGGUUGAUAUUUUCUGAAUAUAUUUACUGCCACAUUA
Messenger RNA from Aricia agestis (brown argus), 1867 nucleotides. It is a transcript of the gene Inx2, whose product is annotated as innexin inx2. Lineage: Eukaryota; Metazoa; Arthropoda; Insecta; Lepidoptera; Lycaenidae. The transcript has a single exon. Gene Ontology annotation, molecular function: gap junction channel activity. The record is from RefSeq and is a predicted model, not a curated record. Gene Ontology annotation, cellular component: plasma membrane; gap junction. The coding region runs from base 99 to 1181 and encodes 360 amino acids. Gene Ontology annotation, biological process: phototransduction.